Molecule: messenger RNA, 1682 nt
Organism: Fomitopsis serialis
Lineage: Eukaryota; Fungi; Basidiomycota; Agaricomycetes; Polyporales; Fomitopsidaceae
Exons: 6
Coding region: 50-1579 (509 amino acids)
Source: RefSeq, a predicted model, not a curated record
GUCCUCCCCGUCCACCUCCCCGCUCCGUCCUUGACAAAACCUCUCUGUUAUGAGAACCAUCCGUCCUCCGUCCCCCUCUCCCUCCGCCGACGAACUUGACACCUACAACCCUACCACCCCAGCCCGCCCCGUACUCGCCACAAAGCCAACAGGGCGUCCACGUGGAGGCAGUAAAUCCGCUGCAGGACCAUCUUCCAGACCCAGCACCAUCAAGAACGCGCCGAAACGGACGAACGGGACAGCCAAAGGGAAGCAGCCGGAGCAGAUCGUCAUAGACUCGUCCGAGGACGAACUUCAACCAAGUGCAGCUGAAGACGUUGAAGUUGUGGCGGUACACCCUCCAAGGGCUACAGCCAAGAAGGCCGCAGGACGCGCUUCUGACACCUCUGCGACGAACAAAGCGAAGUCUACCUUGGCGAAAGGCAAGGCGCGGGCUGAAGUGCAACCUCCACUGAGAUUAAACCCUGACGCGGCGCAUGAAGAUGACGCCAUGGACGUGGAUGGUGCUCACAGCCCCGACGAGAACGGGGACGAGCCGUCUAGAAAGCGUGUGCGGAGCGGGCCACCAGCAAAGGCGGCUAGGGCUGCUGCAGGACCCAAUCGGUCGACGAAGGAGCAGGAGGCCGUGACAAGGGAGAAGGCAAAGUUAGCGCAGGACAAUGAGGAUCUUCGUAAAGAGAUCGACACCCUCAAGUAUGAGAGGGAUCAGUACUCGAAGCAGCUCGAGGAGGCACUACAGAUACGACACACUGAGCCUGAGCAGGCGUUGCAAGAACAAUUGGCGUUGUACGAGAACAUGUUGAAAAACCAGCAGAUGUGGCAGAACCUGUCAAAUGCUGCCUCUUCUUCUACGAAGUCCCAGAUACCUCAUUUUCUAUCGCGUGAUGCUGCCGAUGCUGAGAAAGAGACGACGGAGAAGGAGGUUCGAAGGCUGAAGGAUGUGAUCAGACAAAAGGAUGCCCAGCUCGGGGACAAAGACAAACGAAUAUCAGACCUGGAGAGGGAAUUCACGGAGUUACGGUUCGAGCUCAAUCAAGAAAUCGAGAGGGGCAAGACACUAGCUGCUCGGUCGCAGACAGCUGCACCUGUGCGCUCAGCCGUCAAGUCAGAUGGGGACCCCAGGAACGCGGCGGUCAUCAAGCUCUAUGAGGAUAUGACCAACCUCCUGAUCAUUUCGGCGAAAGUCGAGAAGAGCCAGUUCCUCGGCCUUGACGAGAACAACUUCACCUGCGUCUAUACCCAUACUCAGAGUGACAGUGGCUCAAACGAGGAGAACGCCAGCUUGAGCUUCACUCUGCACGAACAGUACGGUCAUCCGGACGGCAGUGAUGCGAGCAAGCCCGUACAGUCGAAGAAGGAACUCAUCCGGAAGUGCAAGUAUGCGCCGCAAACGCUGCCCGGCGAGGAGCCCGAGUUUUUCCAGCGGCUCGAUUACUUCAGAGAGCCGUUCCUCUUCUCCUGGGACCAGCUCACCGUAUUCCUCAAGACACUUACGGAAAAGAUGGCUGAAGCGGUCAAUCCGGAGGGCGACGAGGACGAGGACGAUGAACUGAAGGAAGACGAGGGAGCAAGGGUGUAGACAGGGAGGUGAUUCUUAUUGAUUAACGAAUGAUCAUACCUCCGAACUCUCUAUGUGUAAGUUAAAUGCCGCUCUGCAGGAAGGAGAAUGUGGAUGUAUAAUU